CUGCGGCUCGGACCGCGGAGGGCGGGUGUGGGCGAUGUGGUGCCUGAGGUUCGGGGCCCCGGGCGGGCCAGCUUCAGCCACUCCGGAGCUGCCGCCGGAGCGAGGCCCGGGCGCGGUGGGAGCUCGCCGCUUCCUGCUUGGCCUCUACCUGGUGGGCUUCCUGGAUUUGUUCGGGGUCAGCAUGGUCAUCCCUUUGUUGGACCUUCAUGCCAAGUCUCUUGGAGCAAGUCCUACUGUGGCUGGCAUUGUAGGCUCCUCCUACGGCAUUCUGCAGCUCUUCUCUAGCACCUUGGUGGGCUGCUGGAGCGACGUGGCCGGAAGGCGCCGCUCCCUGCUGCUGUGCCUCCUGCUCAGCGCACUGGGCUACCUCCUCCUGGGAGCCUCCAGCAGCGUGCUCCUGUUCGCCCUGGCGCGAGUCCCAGUGGGUAUUUUCAAGCACACCUUGUCCAUCUGCAGAGCGCUGCUGUCUGACCUAGUGGUAGAGAAGGAGCGGCCUGUGGUGCUGGGCCGGUUUAACACAGCCUCGAGCGCGGGUUUCAUCCUGGGCCCUGUGCUGGGCGGGUACCUGGCAGAGCUGGAGGGCGGCUUCCGCCUCACCGCGCUCAUCUGCUGCUCCAUCUUCCUGCUCAAUGCCGGUCUUGUUUGGCUCUUUCCUUGGAGUGGCAUGGAAGUCAGCGGGACAGAGAAUGGCCCGAGACAGCGUGGGCGCCAGGCACCAUCCAGGACAGACCAUGAGCCUCAGGGGGCAGCCACCAGCCCCGCGGCCACAGAGACCGCUCCUCCAGGGCUCUGGGCUGACACCAGGGCAGCCAUGCAAGACGGGCGGAGCCUGGUGUGCUCUGAGAUGGGCGACAUCCUGCUGGUGCGCCUGCUGAUGGGGAUGGCAGUGCUGCUGUACCACAGCAACUUCGUGCUGGCGCUGGAGCAGCGCUUUGGGGUGCGGCCGCGGGCCUCGGGCUACCUCAUCGGGUACAGCAGUGCUCUGGGCGCCCUGGCUGGCCUCACCCUGGGACCUGUCCUGCGCCUCUACCAGCACGACUUGCACGCAGCCCUGCUGCACUCCAGCGUGCUCACCUGCGCACUGCUGCUGCUCUAUGCCUCGGCAGGCACUGUGGCCGUGGUGGUCCUCACCUCCACAUUCCUGUCCUUUUCCACCACCAUUGGCCGGACCUGUGUCACAGACCUACAGCUGACCAUGGGUGGCGCCCAGGCCAGCGGCACUGUCAUCGGCGUGGGACAGUCAGUGACUGCUGUGGGCCGCAUCAUUGCCCCCCUCCUCUCAGGAGUGGCCCAGGAGGUCAGCCCCUGUGGUCCCCCGGGCCUGGGAGCUGCUUUGGCCCUCGUGGCUGUCUUUAUAAUGUCAUUCAGCAAACCCCACUGCAGUAAUGCUGGGAGUGGUAAGCUAAAAAGUGCUUAAGACAAAUUUGGACAACGUGGAGAAAUGAUCACAGUGUUCAGUCCACUCUAGUGGCCGCCAUGGGAAAGGAAGCGUGAGGGCUCAGGGCUGUGAGGCAUCCGCAGACAGGCUCAGGGACGCGCACAGUGUAGAUGGACAAUCGGAUGUCCCGGGGCCACGAAGAAGCUAAGGCUGGAGCGGACCUUGGCUGAGGGGGCCGUGUUCAGUGUUCACCUGAAAUGCUUACUUCUGGACCAAGCGAAACUCCAGGUGAAGCAGUACUGUCGUCUGCCGGGAGGGACGGUGGGGGUGACGGCUCUGAGGUAUGCAGGAAAGAAGAAGCCUCCCAUGCGAUCCGUCGGGCAACAUGCAGGCGACCUGCUGACCACCUGGAACAUCCGCUGUGGAAGCCCUGUAGAAGCAGCCGUAUCCCACAGGUGCUCAGAGCCAGGGUGGCUGGUGCACACGUAGGAUCCCAGCCCUCAGAGGCCCUGAGGCAGGGGACUGCAAGUCUGAGCCCUGCCUGGGCCACUCAGUAACUUAGUGAGACC
This is a messenger RNA of Octodon degus (degu), 1947 nucleotides long. RefSeq names its product major facilitator superfamily domain containing 9 (gene Slc67a2). The transcript is spliced from 6 exons. Gene Ontology annotation, molecular function: transmembrane transporter activity. Gene Ontology annotation, biological process: transmembrane transport. Bases 35 to 1417 code for a protein of 460 amino acids. Lineage: Eukaryota; Metazoa; Chordata; Mammalia; Rodentia; Octodontidae. The record is from RefSeq and is a predicted model, not a curated record.